Colletotrichum spaethianum is the source of this 1686-nucleotide messenger RNA. RefSeq names its product mannan endo-1,6-alpha-mannosidase DCW1. NCBI's taxonomy places the organism in Eukaryota, Fungi, Ascomycota, Sordariomycetes, Glomerellales, Glomerellaceae. The transcript is spliced from 4 exons. Gene Ontology annotation, molecular function: mannan endo-1,6-alpha-mannosidase activity. The record is from RefSeq and is a predicted model, not a curated record. The coding region runs from base 1 to 1686 and encodes 561 amino acids. Gene Ontology annotation, biological process: carbohydrate catabolic process; fungal-type cell wall biogenesis.
AUGCUGCUGGUGACCGUCCCGGUCACCAACGCAUACAACCUGGUUACGGAUGACCCGAACAACAUCAAGACCAUCGCAAGAUCGAUGACCGAAGACCUCAUGUCUUUCUACGAUGGAGACAAGCCGGGCAAUACCCCCGGUCUUCUUCCCAAGCCGUACUAUUGGUGGGAAGCCGGCGCCCUCAUGGGCACCAUGAUCGACUAUUGGUACUACACGGGCGAUGAUACCUGGAAUGACGUUGUCACUCAGGGACUCCUCCACCAAGUCGGCAAAUACAACGACUAUAUGCCCGACAACCAGACACUAACCGAAGGCAACGACGACCAGGGCUUCUGGGGACUUGCCGUCAUGACAGCCGCCGAGUAUAAGUUCCCCGACCCCCCGAGGAUAAGCCGCAAUGGCUUGCGCUGGCACAGGCAGUCUUCAACACCCAGGCUGCACAUCUUCAAUUGGAACAACGGAUACGACUACAAAAACACCAUCUCGCAGGCUUGUUUCUUUGCCCUCGCCGGGCGCCUAGCCCUCUAUACUGGCAAUACUUCCUACUCCGACUGGGCCGACAAAACAUGGGAUUGGAUGGUGGGCGUCAAGUUUAUCACAGACGACUACUAUGUCUACGAUGGCGGUCACAUCCAGUACAAUUGCACAAACAUCGUACCCUACCAGUGGACGUACAACGCCGGCGGCAUGAUCCUCGGUGCGGCGGCCAUGUACAAUCAUACGAAAAGCGAGGUGUGGAAGAACCGGCUGGAUGGACUUGUCAAGGCGGCCGAUGUCUUCUUUGUUGGCGAGGAAAAGAACAUCAUGCAGGAGGUGGCAUGUGAGACGGUGAAUCUUUGCAAUGUCGAUCAGCAGUCUUUCAAGGCGUAUCUCAGUCGUUGGCUGGUCGCCAUCACUAAAUGGGCCCCACACUUGUCGGAUAGUGUCAUGGCCAAGAUUCGUCCGUCGUCUAUUGCAGCUGCAGCUCAAUGCAAGGGUGGCUCGAACGGUCGUAUGUGCGGACUGAAGUGGACCGAGAACGGGACUUGGGACGGAAUGCAAGGUGUCGGGCAGCAGAUGGCGGCCCUUGAGGUCACCCUCGGCAACCUCAUCGGAGUAUCCAGGGACCCUGUUACUGCCCAUGGUGGCGGCACUUCCCAAGGCGACCCCGGAGGUGGAGGCAGCGAUAUUGGGCGAACGAUUCCGGCGGUCUCGAAUUGCCCACCUUUGAGUCCGGGCGAAACGGCCGGAGCAGCAAUUUUGACGAUGGUGGUUCUUGGAUUUCUUGUCGUCGGGAUUAUAUGGAUGCUCAUGGACGAGACGUCGAAGAAGCCCCUUCAGGAGCGCUUUUUCGACUUCAGGUCUGCGCUUCUUGGAGGCGGGGGCCUAGCAGCUUUGGCCAAGCGACACAAGACGGAUGAGAUGAAUGAGAAAGGGAAGGGAAUCGACAACGAUGUUUCCAGCGACGGAGCGAGCUCACAUGAAAACGGCAUAUUGUCUCCGUUGCCGCCCAAGGGUCAUGAUGUAAACGGCCAACGAGAUUUACCGCAGCGGGGCAGUAUGAUCUCUCAAAUGAGCGAUACGACAGUGGUUUCGACCCAUCCUCCGGGGAUUCCCAUGGUCCGAGAGAAGAGGCUUAGCAGGAAGAACAAGAACCUUACGUUGCGGAACAGCAUAGCGUCGCAGCGGUCUGCUCGGAUCGAAUAG